Setaria italica (foxtail millet) is the source of this 1290-nucleotide messenger RNA. RefSeq lists its product as uncharacterized. Gene Ontology annotation, cellular component: chloroplast. The transcript is spliced from 8 exons. The coding region runs from base 74 to 856 and encodes 260 amino acids. Gene Ontology annotation, molecular function: protein binding. NCBI's taxonomy places the organism in Eukaryota, Viridiplantae, Streptophyta, Magnoliopsida, Poales, Poaceae. The record is from RefSeq and is a predicted model, not a curated record.
CUUUUAUUUGUCUGCUCUCUCGGUCUCUCAGCUCCGAUCUGCCCAACUCAACAGACUCUCGCUUCCCUCCAAAAUGGCACCCACAUCCGUGGUUCACCACCCUCCAACAACCUCCUUCCCUUUCCCCGCCGGCGCCGGAGGGCACAGCCGCCGCCUCCCCCAAUGGGGCCCACCUGCAUCCCCUGCACCGUUUCCCCCAGUUGCGACGCAUGUGGUGCCGCGCCGGCUCCUCCUUCCAGUGGCUGCCGGCAUUUGGGACUUCGUCUCCGGCGGAGCGGGUGGUGCCGCCGCGGCGUCCCUCGCCGUCCGGCGAGGUAUGCAGCUCUUCCGCCAGGGAGAUGUGGAGGGUUCAUUGGCAGAAUUCGACAAGGCAAUCGAGAUGGAUCCACGGCAGAAGAAAUAUCUUUGGCAAAGGGGUUUGUCGUUGUACUACCUCGAUAGGUUUGAAGAAGGUGCAGAGCAGUUCAGGCUAGACGUUGCAGCUAAUCCGAACGACACCGAAGAGUCCAUAUGGUGCUUUCUGUGUGAGGCUCAGCUAUACGGAAUCGAGGAAGCAAGGAAACGAUACUUGGAGGUUGGUUUGGACUCAAGACCUGUAAUGCGUGAAGCAUAUACGAUGUUUAAAGAUGGUGGAGAUCCUGAAAAGUUAGUCGCAAACUUUUCAAGUGGCUCUGGUGGUGACGUCUUCUAUUCUUCAUUAUAUGCUGGACUUUACAAUGAAUCUCAGAAAAAUGCAGAUAAGGCAAAAUUUCACAUUGUUGCAGCGUGCAAGUCGCCAUAUGGAUCAAGGUCUGGUGAUUACAUGGCCUCACUUGCAUUUGUCCACUGUCAGUGUCGCAACUGGGAUCUAGAGUGAGAAAUCAUUAUGUCUGAAGCGUAUGCGGAAAUUUUGGUUGGAGCCAGCCAGUAAAUUGUAACAUGGGUAUUUUUUUCCCAUGACACGGACCGCAAAGAUACUUGCAGACGGAUUCUCGUGUUUAUACCCUCAGCAAUUACUAGAAGGGACCCUGAUCAAGAACCGAUCGGUAUUUAGGUCCUGUUUGGGAGGACUUCUCCUCCCAAAACGGUUCCGGCUUUUAGGGAACAUUUGGGGAAUAUUCCUUAUGAUAGCAAAAAUGUCUCCUUUAAAUGAAUCAGAAGUUGGUGAAACCACUUUGCAAACUGGAGAAGGCGGGAGCCCUUCCAAAGGGGCUCUUAGUCUUCUUCUUGUGAACACGAUGGAUUAUUUGUCUAUGGCUGGCAGGACAUGAACUAUGAAGUGUUGACUUAGAGAUGAAGGUUUUACAUGAA